Molecule: messenger RNA, 2908 nt
Organism: Bombina bombina (fire-bellied toad)
Lineage: Eukaryota; Metazoa; Chordata; Amphibia; Anura; Bombinatoridae
Gene: AMPD3
Product: adenosine monophosphate deaminase 3
Exons: 15
Coding region: 308-2650 (780 amino acids)
Biological process (GO): IMP salvage; AMP metabolic process
Cellular component (GO): cytosol
Molecular function (GO): AMP deaminase activity
Source: RefSeq, a predicted model, not a curated record
ACCUAUAACUAGUAAUGCAACCUGCCAACACAUUAACCUUCCAGGGAUCCAAGAGAUAUUAAUCUCAUCAGUCUCAGACCUCCCCUUGCUGGUGUUGAUGUUCCGGGUUGCAGAGGGUGACUUGCAUUCUAUAUGUAGUGCAAAGGAAACAUCAGGUUUUAAGGCAAGAUCACACAGCACAGCUGAUCUGUAGUGCCAGCUUUGUUGUCUGAGCACUACACCAGCCACAGUAUUUAUUUUCUUGCCUUGGAUAUAAUACAAGACAGCAGCACUUUUUUUUACCAGUGACAGCUACUGAGCAUCAGUCAUGGCUCUCCAAGGCUCUCUAGGAGAGAUGCCCAGGCAGUUUCCACGUUUAAGUAUUUCUGAGAAUGACGAGCAGGUGCGGCUGCGGGCAGAGAUGGUAUUUGCCAAAGUUCUCCAAGAAGAAGACAGCAAAGAUGCAUUUGCCCUGUUCACAGUUCCCGAGGAUUGUCCUAUUGGACAGAAGGAGGCAAAAGAAAGGGAACUGGAGAAAGACAUUGCAGAACAGAGAUCUGCUGAGACCGUUAAAAGGAAGAAGAGCUUCAAGAUGAUUCGAUCGCAGUCCCUAUCACUACAAAUUCCCAAUAUUGACUGGAAGGCUCCAACAAUCACUCCAAUUGCAUCUCCUAUUUCUCCAGUUCAGCCAACAUUUCCACACCUGCGGGGGCCAGGACAGGUUGUACAAGAACCAUAUGAAGUCCCAGAAUUCCAGAGAGUAACGAUUAGUGGAGACUACUGUGCUGGGGUAACAGUAGAUGAUUAUGAACAAGCAGCAACUGGACUUGCAAAAGCCCUGCAGAUACGAGAGAAAUAUUGCCGACUGGCUUAUCAUAGGUUCCCUAGAACAACUGCCCGGUACCUUUGCACUAUGCAGGAAGAAAACUGGAAAAUGGAGGAUGAAGUAUAUCCAGUGUUUAACCCCCCACCAGAUAAAGAAGACCCUUUUAAUCUUGAAAAUCUGCCAUCAAAUCUUUACUAUAUAGUUAAAAUGCAGGGUGGAGUACCCUAUAUAUAUGAUAACAAAGAGUUGAUGGAAGGCAAUGAACCCCGGAAAUUGCCAUACCCAGACCUAGAGACGUAUACGCUAGACCUUAGCCAUAUCCUGGCUCUCACUGCUGAUGGCCCAACAAAAACAUAUUGUCAUCGUAGGCUCAAUUUCUUGGGAUCUAAAUUUAAUCUACAUGAAAUGUUAAAUGAAAUGUCGGAAUUAAAGGAACUUAAAAGUGUACCUCACAGAGAUUUCUAUAAUGUGAGAAAGGUGGAUACUCAUAUUCACGCUGCAGCCUGCAUGAACCAGAAGCAUUUGCUGAGGUUUAUUAAGCAUACCUACCGUACAGAAUCGGACAGGGUUGUGGCUGAGAAGAAUGGGCUAAAGAUAACACUGAAGGAGCUGUUUGAAAGUCUUUACAUGCAUCCUUAUGAUUUAACCGUGGACUCCUUGGAUGUUCAUGCUGGAAGACAAACAUUUCAUCGCUUUGAUAAAUUCAAUGCAAAAUACAAUCCUGUUGGAGCCAGUGAACUCAGAGAUCUUUAUUUGAAGACAGAAAACUACCUUGGAGGAGAAUAUUUUGCUCGUAUUAUUAAGGAAGUGGCAAGAGAACUUGAAGACAGUAAAUACCAGUUUACAGAGCCACGUUUAUCCAUAUACGGACGGUCACCGGAUGAAUGGGACAGUCUUGCAAACUGGUUCAUAAAACAUAAGGUCUAUUCACGGAACAUGCGCUGGAUGAUCCAAGUCCCAAGGAUCUAUGACAUAUUUAGAUCAAAGAAAAUUCUUCCAGACUUUGCCAAAAUGUUGGAAAAUAUCUUCUUACCAUUGUUUGAAGCAACAAUUAACCCUUCUGAUCACAAAGAGCUCUAUCUUUUCCUGAACUAUGUGACUGGCUUUGACAGUGUUGAUGAUGAAUCAAAACACAAUGAUCACAUGUUCUCUAACAAGAGCCCUCGACCUGAUGAGUGGACACAUGAACAGAAUCCCCCAUACAGCUAUUAUUUGUACUACAUGUAUGCCAACAUCAUGAUCCUCAACAACCUACGGAAGGAGCGGGGAAUGAGUACUUUCUUGUUCCGACCUCACUGUGGAGAAGCGGGAUCCGUCACUCAUCUUGUUUCUGCCUUUAUGACCGCAGACAACAUUUCUCAUGGAUUAAACCUGAAAAAGAGCCCUGUUCUCCAGUACUUGUAUUACCUUGCACAAAUACCAAUCGCUAUGUCCCCACUUAGCAACAACAGUUUGUUCCUAGAAUAUUCUAAAAAUCCCUUGCGAGAGUUUCUGCAUAAAGGACUUAUUGUUUCUCUAUCAACUGAUGAUCCCAUGCAAUUUCACUACACCAAGGAAGCGCUCAUGGAGGAGUACGCCAUAGCUGCUCAAGUAUGGAAGCUUAGCACAUGCGACCUUUGUGAGAUUGCAAGAAACAGUGUUUUACAGAGUGGACUGUCAGACAAGGAAAAGAAGCAUUUUUUGGGUGUUAACUACAUGAAGGAAGGACCAGAUGGCAAUGACAUUAGCAGGACAAAUGUGGCACAGAUUCGGAUGGCCUUUCGACAUGAAACUUUAUGCAAUGAGAUGAGUUUCCUGCAAGAAGCCAUGCACUCAGAGCAGAUUGCUUCAGGUCAAACACAAUAAAAAUACUCACAGACCACAAAAGAAGGUCUCUAAUCUACAGUUCCUGUGCCUAACAAGUUUGUCAUUAAAAUGACAAUCAAAAAUGUUUCUUUUUUUUUUUACAUGACAGUAUAUUUCAUUGGUUAUCUUCUGGUACGGAAACAAAUCUGUUUAUUCUGUGUAAAAAAAAUAUACAAUAUUUAUUUUUUAGUUUUAUGUAAUUUAAAGUUGUUUCCCUUGUAUACUCAUCACUGUGCAACAAAUAUUUUUUGACUUAUU